GACGUAGGCAGUGGCUGCAAGACUACUUAUGACAGUUUUGGAAGCCAUUCAGUAUCGUCCCAACUGCAUGCUGUUGGUCAAAAGCAAGUCAUAAAGACAGAUCAGAGUCAAGGGGAAGAGACUACACAAAGGCACAAAUACUUGAAGAUGUAGAGGAAAAUCCUGAAGAAGGAAGAGCCAGUAUUUAUAAAUCAGUGAUCAUCAAUACGUCUAAGGAGAUGAUGUGCUUCAGUGACUAUCCUAUUCCAGAUCAUUUUCCUAACUUCAUGCACAACUCCCAGGUCCUGGAGUAUUUCAGGAUGUAUGCCAAAGAAUUUGACCUUCUAAAGUAUAUCCGAUUCAAGACCACUGUGUGCAGUGUGAAAAAGCGGCCCGAUUUCCCCACGUCAGGCCAAUGGGAGGUGGUCACGGAAUCUGAAGGGAAAAAGGAGAUGAAUGUCUUCGAUGGAGUCAUGGUUUGCACCGGCCAUCACACCAACGCUCACUUACCCUUGGGAAGCUUCCCUGGAAUUGAGAAGUUCAGAGGACAGUACUUCCAUAGUCGAGAUUAUAAGAAUCCAGAGCGUUUCACUGGAAAGAGAGUCAUUGUAAUUGGCAUUGGGAACUCUGGAGGCGAUCUGGCCGUGGAGAUUAGCCACACAGCCAAGCAGGUUUUCCUCAGCACCAGGAGAGGGGCUUGGAUCCUGAAUCGGGUAGCAGACCACGGAUAUCCUUUUGAUGUGUUGUUCAACUCUCGACUUAAACAUUUUUUGUCGAAGAUGUGUGGUGAAUCAUUAGCAAACACAUAUUUGGAAAGAAGGAUGAACCAAAGGUUUAACCACAAAAUGUAUGGCCUAAAGCCUAAACACAGAGCUCUGAGUCAGCAUCCAACAGUCAAUGAUGACCUGCCAAAUCGUAUAAUUUCUGGCUUGGUGAAGGUGAAGGGAAAUGUCAAGGAAUUCACGGAGACCGCUGCCAUAUUUGAAGACGGCUCCAGGGAGGAUGACAUUGAUGCUGUGAUCUUUGCCACAGGCUACAGCUUCGCUUUUCCUUUCCUUGAAGAUUCUGUCAGGGUAGUAAGAAACAAGAUAUCCCUGUAUAAAAAAGUCUUCCCUCCUAACCUGGAAAAGCCAACUCUGGCCAUCAUAGGCUUGAUCCAGCCCUUGGGUGCCAUUAUGCCCAUUUCAGAGCUCCAAGGACGCUGGGCCACUCAAGUAUUUAAAGGGCUAAAGACAUUGCCCUCACAAAGUGAAAUGAUAGCAGAAAUAACUAAGGCUCAAGAGCAAAUGGCAAAAAGGUAUGUAGAGAGUCAGCGCCAUACCAUUCAGGCAGACUAUGUGGACACCAUGGAAGAGCUUGCUGAUCUGGUGGGCGUCAGGCCAAAUCUGCUGUCUCUAGCUUUCACCGACCCCAUACUGGCAUGGCAGUUAUUAUUCGGACCCUGUACUCCAAUCCAGUAUCGUCUACAGGGUCCUGGAAAGUGGAGUGGAGCUCGAAAAGCCAUCCUCACCACAGAAGAUCGCAUCAGGAAGCCUAUGAUGACAAGAGUCGUUGAAAGCAGCGAUUCCAUGCCUUUAACAAUAACAAUGGCCAGGUUCAUGCUAGCCAUUGUUAUCUUUGCUAUAAUGAUAACCUACUUUUAGCUGUUCCAUUGGGGAGCUGGAUCUAGAGAUGCCUUCAGAAUCUGACAAGACUGAACAACUCUUGAGUUUCACCUUGCCCAGAAAUCUUUUCUUUCUCUUUCCAAAGCAUUAAUCCUCUUUCCUCUUUCCCCUACAAGGAAAUUCCAGCUUUUCAUUCAUAUUGACUUAUCUCCCUUCUUCUUAUGACCCAUCAUAUUUUCCUUCCAGCAAUCCCUAGUCUGUGAGCUCUGAUACUCUGUUAGUCAUCUUUUUAUGUCCUUAGAAGAAUUAUUACAUGAUGGGUGCUUAAUAAAUGUUGGUUGUUAUCAGAUAUUAUGGUGGGGAGCAGAAGUCAAUAUCUGUAUAAGAAAAGGGUGACUCCAUGGAACUCAGCUUCUGAUAGGAUUUCGUUUUCUAUCAGAAGCUCAAUCUUUUGUUUGUUUUUAAUAUUGUAAUUAAAUGUGUUUCCUGGGGAUAAAAAGAAAUAACGGUCUUGUAACAGUUGUAUAUACCUAAGAUAUAUAUAUACACACUUAAACAUUUCGUCUCAUUAGCUAUUCACUAGUGUAUCUGAUAGCUGGUCUUUUUGACUCUUUUUCCCUCAGCAAAAGGUCUUUAUUAUCUCAAUGAAGAAACUACCUUAAACUUUCUAGGCUCAUGGGUCAUUCCAAUAAUCUAGCAUUUGUCAGAAAGUUCAACUUUGUUGGAAAACUUGAAAUUUUAAAUUAGCUGUCCUAUCUUUUUUUAUCUUAGUUCUCAUAUUAGAAUCCAACAAGACUCUACCUUGGGAAACAUGAUAAGUAGCUGCCUACUGUUGUAGUGUGGCCUAACAAAUGUUAUUUGAUUUGUUUCCCACCACUCCUGUGUUUUCUCUUCCAACCUUUCUCACACAUAAAUAAUAAGUAUUUGAAAAUGUCAUUUCUACAUUAAAUUAGAAUUGAUAUUAAUUAAAUAUAGGGGCAUUCAGAAGAAAGGGUGGUGUGGAGGUAGUAAAGAGUAAAGGUGAUCAAAUAUAUGAUGAUGGAAGAAAUUUGACUUUGGCUGGUGGGCACCGAUGAUAUAACAUAGAAUUGUACACUUGAAACCUAUAUAAUUUUAUUAACCAAUGUCACCCCAAUAAAUUUAAUU
Myotis lucifugus (little brown bat) is the source of this 2729-nucleotide messenger RNA. RefSeq names its product dimethylaniline monooxygenase [N-oxide-forming] 5-like. Lineage: Eukaryota; Metazoa; Chordata; Mammalia; Chiroptera; Vespertilionidae. The record is from RefSeq and is a predicted model, not a curated record. The transcript is spliced from 8 exons. The coding region runs from base 219 to 1622 and encodes 467 amino acids. Gene Ontology annotation, molecular function: flavin adenine dinucleotide binding; NADP binding; N,N-dimethylaniline monooxygenase activity.